Molecule: messenger RNA, 745 nt
Organism: Perkinsus marinus ATCC 50983
Lineage: Eukaryota; Perkinsozoa; Perkinsida; Perkinsidae
Product: HAM34 protein, putative
Exons: 1
Source: RefSeq, a predicted model, not a curated record
AUGACUAUCACCACGGCAGCUGGGGAAGCUCCGGGAAGAGACAAGGAUGAUUCUGAUGCAACCACCUCGGUCGCUACCGAGACUGCGGCUGGCACUACUACGAUCGAUGCUCCUGCUGAUCCUACUACUAUCAUGACGUCCCCUCAACCGGUCAGUACGCCCGCUGUGACCGACGAGGUGGCUGUCACUACUGCACCUCCUGUGACUGGCGAAGUGACCAUCAGCACGGCACCUGGGGAGGCUCCCGGUAGAGACAAGGAUGACUCUGAUGCUACCACCCAGGUCGCUACGGAGGCUGCGACUGUCACGACUACGAUCGGUGCUCCUGUUGAGCCUACUACUACUAUAACGUCCCCUCUUCCGGUCAGCACAGCUGCUGUGACCGAUGAGAUUGUUGAUACUACUGCAGCUCCUGUGACUGGCGAAGUCACCAUCACCACGGCAGCUGGGGAAGCUCCCGGUAGAGACAAGGAUGAUUCUGAUGCUACCACCCCGAUCGCUACUGAGACUGCGACUGUGGCUACCACGAUCAGUGCUUCUGUUGAGCCUACUACUAUUAUGACGUCCCCUCUACCGGUCAGCACAGCUGCUGUGACCGAUGAGGUCGCUGUCACUACUGCGGCUCCUGUGACUGGCGAGGUGACUAUCACCACGGCAGCUGGGGAAGCUCCGGGAAGAGACAAGGAUGACUCUGAUGCUACCACCCAGGUCGCUACGGAGGCUGCGACUGUCACGACUACGAUCG